Molecule: messenger RNA, 1492 nt
Organism: Schizosaccharomyces cryophilus OY26
Lineage: Eukaryota; Fungi; Ascomycota; Schizosaccharomycetes; Schizosaccharomycetales; Schizosaccharomycetaceae
Product: cis-prenyltransferase
Exons: 5
Coding region: 294-1091 (265 amino acids)
Cellular component (GO): dehydrodolichyl diphosphate synthase complex; endoplasmic reticulum; lipid droplet
Molecular function (GO): ditrans,polycis-polyprenyl diphosphate synthase [(2E,6E)-farnesyl diphosphate specific] activity
Source: RefSeq, a predicted model, not a curated record
AACAACAUCCUUUGUAGUUAAAAGCAUUCCCUUCGAAAUUUGAUAAUCUUGAUUGGUAGUCCUUUUUUAUUCCAUAAAUUGUUUAAAUAAAAGGUGUUCUUUGAGCUGUUAAGAGUCUUGAAAUUGCAAUAUUGGAGCGGUUUACUUAAAAGAAGUUUAUGCUUUGAAAGUGAAUUCGGUUAGAAAGAUUACUGAAUACGGAAAGAUACCAUUGUUAUCUAUCACCUGCUUGAGAUUCUGCGUCCAUUACUUCGUUCAAUUUUCUAGAAUUGCUAUUAUUUAACUAAUUUACUAUGGGUAGCUUAUUAGACUGGUUAAUUCAUUUCCCUCCUUUAUUAUGGGGUUUGGAGCAAGUUGAGGAAGUUGCCAUUCGUGCACUUAAGCAUGGGAAAAUUCCUCAGCACGUCGCGUUUGUCAUGGAUGGAAAUCGUCGGUGGGCGCGUGAACACCGCGUGGAGACUAUUGAAGGUCAUAGUUUAGGUUUCGAGACUUUGAAGAAUCUUCUUCGAGUCUGCCUGAAGAUGGGUGUCAAGGAAGUAUCUACAUUUGCAUUUUCUAUCGAAAAUUUUAAACGUUCGAAGCAUGAAGUAGAUGCUCUAAUGGAUAUCGCCAAGAAUAGUCUCAAUCAAAUUACCGCUCAUGGGGACAUGGUGGAUCAGUAUGGAAUUCGAAUUCGUAUUGUCGGUGAUCUAGCUCUUCUUAAACCAGAUGUUUAUGAAACUGUCGUGAACGUUGUCGAAUCAACAAAGAAUAAUACUAGGGCUACUUUGAACGUUUGCUUUCCAUAUACUUCCCGUCACGAAAUAUCUAACUCUGUGCAAAGCAUUGUUCAUUUAGCAGAAGACGGAAAAUUAGUGCCAGAGGAUAUCGAUGAAAGUUUAUUCGAGAAACACCUUCUUUUGAAUGAUAGCCAUCCUCUUGACUGGUUGAUCCGCACCAGCGGUGUUGAGCGUCUCUCGGAUUUUCUGCUAUGGCAGGUCCACGAGGAUUCCCAAAUUAGCUUCAUCGAUAGUUAUUGGCCUGACUUUUCUAUUUGGCGUUUUUUUCCAAUGCUCAUCCGCUACCAACUACAAAGUCAACAGGGAGAAUAAAAUAUUGUCUCUAUUUACGUUCUGUCCCAUACUCACUACUUCCCUUCCUUUCUUUCUUUUUACCUCUGAUUAGUAAUUUACUGCCUGUUCUUAUAUUGACGUCCAAUUGUAUGAUGGAAAAUCUGCGAUAUUUAUUCUUACAUUUUACAUUAUGAAUCACGACCAAAAAAGUUAACAACUUCUAAAUAUGCCUGAUUCUCUCUUUGCACAGCUGCAACGCACCGAUUGUCAUCAUAAUGGACUUGCCAGAUGCCUGAAACAUCCGUUAAUAGAAACUUAAGUAGCUUUCCUGUUUUUAUGUCCCAUAAUUUUAAAGAUCCGUCAUUGCUACUAACAAUCUUGUGUUCAUCAGCUUGUAAAGUUCGUAUAUAUCCACCGUUCGCGUACAUUACCAUUUGCUG